AUAUAUUAAAUUAAUUGAAAGUCUGAUAAAAUUGCAAAACAGGCUAAAAUUAUGUUCUAUUCCACUCUCUUUUCCCUGAUACACUGAAAAUGGAGAGCAUCGCAGUUCUAAUGACAUGUCCGAUGUACACAUACCUCGAACAAAAUCUACAGACCCGCUUCAAUCUCAUAAAACUAUGGCAACACAAUUCAAACCCCGAGCUCCUCCAAACCCACAAACACAAAAUCAAAGCAAUAGUUGGCAACACUUCAAUCGGAGCAGACGCUGAGUUAAUCAACGCAUUGCCAAAUUUAGAGAUUGUAGCCACCUUCAGUGUUGGGUUAGAUAAAAUUGAUUUGGAAAAAUGUAAAGAGAGAGGGAUUAGAGUUGCCAAUACUCCUGAUGUUUUGACUGAUGAUGUUGCUGACUUGGCAAUUGGGUUGAUUUUAGGGGUUUUGAGGAAGAUUUGUGGCUGUGAUGGGUUUGUUCGAGAUGGGAAAUGGACAGGUGGGGAGUUUGAAUUGACUACCAAGUUCAGUGGCAAACCAGUUGGAAUUGUUGGGUUAGGCAGAAUUGGCACAGCAAUUGCCAAAAGAGCUGAAGCUUUUAAUUGCCCUAUAAGUUACUAUUCAAGAACUCAAAAACCAUAUGCAAAUUACAAAUACUUCUCUAAUGUUGUGGAUUUAGCCAAAAACUGUCAAAUUCUAGUUGUGGCUUGUGCUCUAACAGAAGAGACUCGCCACAUUAUCAACCGGGAAGUCAUUGACGCGUUAGGUCCGAAGGGCAUUCUAAUCAAUAUUGGUCGAGGCGCGCAUGUCGAUGAACCUGAGCUUGUGUCUGCACUACUUGAAGGCCGGCUAGCUGGUGCAGGGCUUGAUGUAUAUGAAAAUGAACCUGAGGCUCCUGAACAAUUGUUUAGCCUUGAUAAUGUUUUUCUUCAGCCGCAUGUGGGGAGUGACACUGUGGAGACCAGCAAUGCCAUGGCAGAACUUGUGAUUGCAAACUUGGAGGCACACUUCAGCAAUAAGUCCCUCUUAACUCCAGUUUUAUGAUUAUGUUUGAGAUAUUAUCUAAACCUUUUCGAAUUUUAAUCAAAUGUAACAUUAUUCAA
Messenger RNA from Mercurialis annua (annual mercury), 1090 nucleotides. Its product is annotated as glyoxylate/hydroxypyruvate reductase A HPR2-like. The coding region runs from base 90 to 1031 and encodes 313 amino acids. Gene Ontology annotation, cellular component: cytosol. The record is from RefSeq and is a predicted model, not a curated record. The transcript has 2 exons. Gene Ontology annotation, molecular function: glyoxylate reductase (NADPH) activity; NAD binding; hydroxypyruvate reductase [NAD(P)H] activity. NCBI's taxonomy places the organism in Eukaryota, Viridiplantae, Streptophyta, Magnoliopsida, Malpighiales, Euphorbiaceae.